Molecule: messenger RNA, 1814 nt
Organism: Euleptes europaea (tarantolino)
Lineage: Eukaryota; Metazoa; Chordata; Lepidosauria; Squamata; Sphaerodactylidae
Product: phospholipid-transporting ATPase VA-like
Exons: 10
Coding region: 1-1722 (573 amino acids)
Biological process (GO): phospholipid translocation
Cellular component (GO): plasma membrane
Molecular function (GO): ATP binding; ATP hydrolysis activity; ATPase-coupled intramembrane lipid carrier activity
Source: RefSeq, a predicted model, not a curated record
AUGAAGAAGAGGAGGAGGAGGAGGAGGAAGAAGAAAGAGGCCUCCAAGUCGCGGACGGUGCGCUCCAGCCUGCUGCCGCCCAGGCCUGAUGGGGGCGAUUGCAGGCCUCCAGCUGACAACCGGCUGGAGACCACCAAGUACACUGCCCUGUCCUUCUUGCCCAAGAACCUCUUUGAGCAGUUCCACCGCCUGGCCAAUGUGUACUUCGUGUUCAUUGCUUUGCUCAACUUCGUGCCCGCUGUCAACGCCUUCCAGCCGGAGCUGGCCUUGGCCCCCGUGCUCUUCAUCUUGGCGGUCACCGCUGUCAAGGACCUGUGGGAGGACUACAGCCGGUACCGCUCGGACCAAGAGAUCAACCACAUGGAGUGUCUGGUUUACUGCAGGAAUGAAAAGAAAUACACCACCAGAUUCUGGAAAGAAAUCCAGGUCGGAGACUUUGUUCAGCUACGGUGUAAUGAAAUCAUACCUGCUGAUGUAUUGCUGCUUUCUUCAAGUGACCCGGAUGGUCUGUGUCACAUAGAAACUGCUAACCUGGAUGGAGAGACCAACUUGAAACAAAGACAAGUUGUGAAAGGAUUUUUAGAGCUGGACUCUGAAUUUGACCCAUUAAAGUUUACUAGUACUAUCGAAUGCGAGGAGCCAAAUAAUGACUUAAGUAGGUUUCGAGGCUUCAUCGUCCAUACAGGUGGGAAGAAGGUUGCACUGUAUAAAGAUAAUCUUCUAUUACGAGGAUGUACUAUUAGAAAUACAGAAGAAGUCUCAGGGAUAGUCAUCUAUGCAGGGCAUGAGACGAAAGCCUUAUUAAAUAACAAUGGACCACGUUAUAAACGCAGUAAGCUUGAAAGACAAAUGAAUGUUGAUGUCCUUUGGUGUGUCCUCAUACUUAUCGUGAUGUGUCUGUUUUCAGCUGUUGGUCAUGGAAUCUGGGUCUGGCAGUAUGAUGACAAGAGGAAGCCUGUUUUUGAUGUCCCAGGUCCUGAUGGAAAUUAUUUGUCUCCAGUUGUAGCUGCAGUUUAUUUAUUUUUGACGAUGAUCAUAGUUUUUCAGGUUCUGAUUCCAGUUUCCUUGUAUGUCUCCAUUGAAAUUGUUAAAAUAUGCCAAGUGUUUUUUAUUCAUCAAGAUAAGGAUUUAUAUGAUGAAGAAACAGAUUUUCAACUGCAGUGUCGAGCUCUGAACAUCACUGAAGAUUUAGGGCAGAUCCAGUACAUAUUUUCAGACAAGACUGGGACUCUAACUGAGAAUAAAAUGGUCUUCCGAAGGUGCACCGUUUCCGGCAUAGAAUAUUCCCAUGAUGCUAAUGCAAAACGCAUAGCUAUGUACCAGGAAGCUGAGUCUGAGGAUGAAGAAACUGCACCUAAAGGAGGAAUGUUAUCCCAGCGGGACAGUAUUAGCAGUCAUCAGAGCAUUAAAGUUGUUCACAGGAACCAGAGCACAAAAUCACAUAGGCGUACAGGAAGCAGAGUGGAAGCCAAAAGAGCAAGCAUUCUCUCCAAACACACUGCUUUCAGUAGCCCAAUGGAAAAAGAUAUCACACCUGAUCCAAAUUUGCUGGCAAAAGUAAAUGAAUGUGCAGGCUACCUAGAGAUCAUGAGAAGCCAUGACCAUCCGUUAUCCCAGCUUUCCCCUGAACUUUCAGACAUCUUCGACUUUUUCAUAGCUUUGACUAUUUGCAAUACAGUGGUAGUUACAUCUCCGAAUCAGCCACGACAAAAGGUAGGUUAGAAUCAGAUAUGAGCUGAAAUCUCCAGUAAAGACCAUAGAGGACUUCAUCCGAAGGCUGACGCCCAGCCGCCUGACCUCCGGCUCUAACAACA